UAAUCUAACAAUCCCGUUAUCGUGGGAACCCUAACCGGCACUUCCAAAUCUGUAAUUGAAUUGAAUUUGACUUCCUGAUCUUGUUUGUUUUCGAGGAAAACCAUGUCUGAUGCGUUUUGCUCCGACUGCAAGCGCCAGACCGAGGUUGUUUUCGAUCACUCGGCUGGUGACACAGUUUGUUCCGAGUGCGGCCUUGUUCUCGAGUCCCAUUCCAUUGAUGAGACAUCCGAGUGGCGUACCUUCGCCAACGAGUCGGGCGAUAAUGACCCGGUCCGUGUUGGAGGACCCACCAACCCUCUUCUGGCCGAUGGUGGCUUGUCAACGGUGAUAGCCAAGCCCAACGGAGCAACUGGCGAGUUUCUGUCAUCAUCCCUUGGAAGGUGGCAGAACCGCGGGUCGAACCCGGAUCGAGGAUUGAUUCUGGCUUUUAAAACCAUCGCAACUAUGUCUGAUAGGUUGGGACUCGUUGCAACUAUUAAGGACCGAGCUAAUGAGAUAUAUAAGAGGGUUGAAGAUCAGAAGUCUAGUAGAGGAAGAAAUCAGGAUGCAUUAUUGGCUGCUUGCCUCUACAUUGCUUGUCGACAAGAAGACAAGCCACGCACUGUAAAGGAAAUUUGCUCUGUUGCCAAUGGAGCCACAAAGAAGGAAAUUGGCCGAGCAAAAGAAUACAUAGUGAAACAACUCGGUUUGGAGAAUGGUCAGUCAGUGGAAAUGGGAACAAUACAUGCUGGAGAUUUUAUGAGGCGAUUUUGUUCUAAUCUUGGUAUGAACAAUCAAGCUGUUAAAGCUGCUCAAGAAGCAGUGCAGAAAUCAGAAGAGUUCGAUAUAAGGAGGAGCCCCAUAUCUAUUGCUGCGGCUGUUAUAUAUAUCAUAACUCAACUUUCAGACGAUAAGAAACCUCUAAAAGAUAUAUCAGUUGCCACCGGAGUUGCAGAAGGAACCAUCAGGAACUCCUACAAGGAUCUUUAUCCACAUGUUUCGAAAAUAAUACCAGCCUGGUAUGCUAAAGAGGAGGAUCUCAAGAAUCUUUGCAGCCCUUGAAUUGUAGAGCAACACAGUAGCAGCCUAAUUUAGAUGCCAUCGCAGCGUUGUUGUUUUUUGGAUGUACUGAACUGUUUUACAUAAAAUGAAAGUGCAAUUUUAUUUUAUUUUAUUUAUUUAUUGUUUUCAGACCCUCCCAAUUUGAGUAUUUUUGGGGCGAGGCACCAUUCAAAUAUUAAGUUUAGUGCUGUGAAGAGUUGAUGUUUGUCCAAUCGGGAAACCGUCUGGGCAUCAA
Messenger RNA from Neltuma alba, 1276 nucleotides. Its product is annotated as transcription initiation factor IIB-2. Gene Ontology annotation, molecular function: TBP-class protein binding. Gene Ontology annotation, biological process: DNA-templated transcription initiation; transcription preinitiation complex assembly. The record is from RefSeq and is a predicted model, not a curated record. Gene Ontology annotation, cellular component: nucleus; transcription preinitiation complex. Bases 103 to 1041 code for a protein of 312 amino acids. NCBI's taxonomy places the organism in Eukaryota, Viridiplantae, Streptophyta, Magnoliopsida, Fabales, Fabaceae. The transcript is spliced from 7 exons.